Molecule: messenger RNA, 2091 nt
Organism: Dothidotthia symphoricarpi CBS 119687
Lineage: Eukaryota; Fungi; Ascomycota; Dothideomycetes; Pleosporales; Dothidotthiaceae
Exons: 3
Coding region: 325-1869 (514 amino acids)
Source: RefSeq, a predicted model, not a curated record
CUUAGCCCUCGUUCUUUUUCAUCAAUUGUAUACUAAUUCCAUUUCCAGUCGUUUUCAAUGCUUUUCAAAGCCGAAUAAUAUACCCUGAUUACCCUCAUAUCUUUACCGGGGCCGCCUUAUCUGCUUUUCUUGGUCCCUUCCCGGCACAAGGUCAAGCGCGACUGCGACUGACGCAACAAGGGAAACCCGUGCCUACUACGCAUUACACUCGCCAUCCUAGAUCGACAAACACCCGAAAACGAACACCACCAACGAGUCGGAAUACUGAUACCCAAUUUGUUAUCCAUACACAUUCUAUCUGGCAUAUCUUUGCGAUUGUUAUACAUGCACACACCUCCCGUCAUGGAAGGUAAAUCGAUCACUUACGCAACGUCGAAAGACUGGCUCGACAUCUUGAAAAACAGAUCCAAAGUGCGCAUGCAUGAGCUCAUCGAACGACUCGGCUUACGCGCAAAAUGGUCUUCCAAUAAGCGCGGCAAGACCAACUUCGAAUCUGCGUUAGUGCGUGAUUUGGUAUCACAUAUGAGCGAUGUUGUCUCGACGUUGCCGAAAGAGUCGGACGAUUUGAUCAAGACAAUGAGUGAGGAAAACAGUCUGAAAAAGCAGAUUGAUGAGCUGUUGGAGGUACAUGGCAAUAAGAUAUGGGGAAAAGUGGGGGAGCGAGAACACUUACUCACGGCAAAUGAGACGGGUUUGGGGGAGGGGGUAUAUCCAAAAGACUUAUACUUCGAAAACAAGGAGGACAAACAGCUGAUCCACAUGCUUUUACAUUGGUGGAUAGGGCUCAAAGGAUGUAACGUCAUCCUCGCGCGUGAGCGCUUGGAGCGCGAAAAGAAGAAGAAAGAGGAGGACCGGAAAGCCAGAGCUGAAGCCGAACUGUCGGGUCAAAGUACGAAUGGGGAGACCCUUGCACGUACUUCUUUCGUUCCGCUUGUGCCAAACGUCUUACAGGCCGAUAAAGCGUCGUAUGGAAGCGCUAUGUCUACACCUCCAGAGUCGGGUGAGAGUCCUCCUGCCGACUAUCACGAUCAAGAUGGGCCUGGCUUUACAUAUGUAAGUGGCACGAACCAAUCCCAGGGCGUGCAGCAACCUCAAAACAUUGUCGAAGGUAUCUGGAGUAGAGCGCUCGCGGGUUCACAAACAGUAGACCAUGACGCACGAUCGCAACAGCACAUUGCCAUCGCACAGCAACAAGUCGACGUCGACCGGAAAGUGAGCCAUGAGCUUGCGAAGAUUGCGACGAGCUUCCGUUCAGAUGAUACAGUAGUUGAAGAUAUGCCACAACAGCGCAACAGUGUACCCUAUCGUGGCCUGGACUAUGAUAGCCUAAGAGCACUCCGAUCGUACAUCUACGGAGAGGAAGGUAGCGCGCAAUGGGAUGAGGAAGUGUUGCUCAACCGCCUCGAGCAAAUGUGGCGAGACGGCGUAAGGGCCGAUUUCGACAAGAUCGUCGACAACAUCCCAGUCUUCAUUGCAAGGGAGCGCGCGUUUCUGACAUGGAUCGAACUCAAGAGACACAUGGCAGCGCUCGAACGCGCGGAUAAACGCUGGCGCACGGAAGGUCACAGCGCACCUGAGAUUACUCGGCGUAUUCAACAACACAAAACCUUGAUGGGCUGUACACAAAGCAUUCUCGCAAACUUCGAAGACAUCGGGAAAGGCUUCGGUCUCGGAACUGACAUCGUAGUCGACAAGGACGAACUGUUACGGCAAUCAUUUGCCGUUCUCGCAGGAGAAAAGUACGCUGUCGAGAUGAUGUGGAAGGGCGUUGAGUUCACGGCCGUGGUGCAGUGGCUAUGCACUCACUUGCAGACGUUCCAGAGCGAGGAGGAAGAGGAGGGGAGGGAGAUGCUGUGGUAUGCUGGGUAGUGUAUUGUAUUGUUGAGUGUAGUGUCCGUGUAUUCGUCGAUUACCCAAAAUCUUAGGCGCUCUUACGACAGAGUCGAGAUUUAUUACUUUUGCCGCCGCGUGUUCAAACGUUCAAACCUGAGAGAUCAGUUGCGGUCGGCGGUACAUGUUUCAGCUUUUCUCAGGAUGUUCCAAAAUCCGUGUAGGAUUACGCUAGUCUAGGACUGUCGCAGACAUCCCAAG